CCCCGACGGCGAUCAAACUUUUUGCAUCCGCGUGAACGUCAAGUGCACGUGAGAACGAACUAGCCUUUGGCUGGAGAGACCGAGUCCGUGAGAAUCGUCAUUAAUCCUCGUCACUUGCAGGUUGCGCAUUCUCUCUUGUUAGAUUCUCAAGCUGAGGAACACUCGAAUCAUCGUCAGUAAGAACAGCCGACGUCGAGUUCAAAGACCUCAUAACAUCAUCAUCUUUAAUAUUGCAAGUAGCGCGCUGCGAACCAUCAGAUAUCAUUUUUGAUGCUGAAGCGAUAAUCGCAGUCAUGUCAUCGCGCCUUAUUGACUUGCGCCUGAAAUAACCAUCAAGAAUGUGCGUUGGUUUUUACACGCUCGAGCACCCGGAAUAUGCCCUCGUACUUUGCAGCAACCGCGACGAAUUCCUCGAACGACCCACAGACCCCGCUUGUUUUCACUCCUUCGAUAAGCCAAAGGAACAUCAUGAUGACCCUCCAGAGGGAAAUAUUCUCUCUGGCAUUGACGUUCGUGCCGGUGGAACCUGGUUGGGUGUCAAUCGGUCCGGAAGACUUGCCUUUUUAACAAACAUCACAGAAGAGUACAAGACGUAUGGUUCUUCCAGGGGUGACCUCGUUGCCAAUUUUCUUUCGUCCAAUUCAGAAGAGGACGUACAGAGUCUUAUCUCUCCCGAUACUAAAUAUGCAGGUUUUAAUUUAUUACUCUUGACACCAUCUACCCGUGGCGAACACGACUUGAUAUUCGAUGGAACGUAUGUCACGAACCAUGGCGGAGGAGGAACACUCAUUGUCCGCCCGUUGACUGAUACCGAGAGAAGACACGGCGGGAUGUCAAACGGCAUUGAUGGUAAAGGUGCUGAAACGUGGCCGAAAAUCCAACACGGGCUUCAUUUGUUUAAAUCAAUCAUGAAGGCGGUCUCGUCGACUACGCCGGAGAAGGAUCUAGCCGACGACCUCUUUGAGCUAUUGACUUGGAAGUCUUCGCAGCCGCCAAGCGCACGCUCAGAGUUGAGGAACACAGUACAAGUGGAGGCAUUUAAAAUACCAGGGUCGCAGGAAUUCUAUGGAACGCGUCUUUCGACGGUGAUACUAGUGAAAAGAACCGGAGAAGUGUUGUUUAUCGAGAGAGAUAUGUGGAAACUCGUUGAUGCCAAGCCUGUAUUGUCGGACCACUCUUCACAGCGUGAAUUUCGUUUUAUGUUGCAACCGGUUCAUUAAUGAUGUCUAUGUGGUUCGCCGCACGUUGUAUGAUGAUAGUACAGGGCAUGUAAUAUACAAGUGCUGUAGUUUUGCUACUCUAAGGCACAAGAUACUAAAGGCAUCAUAGUGAUCGUCACAGCCAGCAUGACGAAAGUGAAUAUAUUUGAAUGGGGCUGCAAGGACUAGCUCACGAUGGAACGGAUGCCCGCUCAUGUGAUGAUAUUACU
Molecule: messenger RNA, 1429 nt
Organism: Suillus bovinus
Lineage: Eukaryota; Fungi; Basidiomycota; Agaricomycetes; Boletales; Suillaceae
Product: NRDE protein-domain-containing protein
Exons: 5
Coding region: 339-1220 (293 amino acids)
Biological process (GO): Golgi organization; protein secretion
Cellular component (GO): Golgi apparatus
Source: RefSeq, a predicted model, not a curated record